CUGUAAAUACCAAAACCACCAAUACAAAAUUUUGAAAGUCAAGUAACCCUGACAACUCGAUAGGCAAGAGGUCGCGCCAUAAGCCUAUCGUUCUCAGCUGUUUGGAAGCAAAACAAAGCGGAAAUUGGAAAUGUUUCUGUUCAUCAGCCGCCCCACGCGGACGCUGGGCAACCGGAUGCAGUCGGUUCGCGAGCGGUUGGGUGCAGACUUAGCCGAUCAACUGGACGCUCUACAUCGGAAUGUGAUGAGGACUGGACUAGUGUCCACACAGGAGCUGGAGGAGGCGUUCCGUAAGACGCGCGACAUGGACCACAACCCGAAUCGGUUGAAUCUGCUCUGGCUGCUGGGUAUAGUGUUCUUCAUCAUGGUGGCCACCCCGGUGUUCUUCGAGACCAUUUCCUUUCUGCUCGGAGUGCGUUGCUUUCUGCCCAACAACUACUUGGUCUGGGAGGCCACUAGGCCUAUUAGCGACUGCGAGUUUUGUAAAGGAGUGAGGGCUCCCCUGAUCCUGGCCAAUCUCACCAUGGAGGAGUUCGCACCGCACGCGUACUCUUCGAUGCCCAUCAUUGUGAAGAGGGCGGUGGCUCACUGGCCAGCCCAAAAGCACCUCAGCUUUGCCUUCAUGAAAGAGCUGUACGAGAGCGUCCCGGGAGCUAUGGACUCAGAUUGCCAGUUUCUGCACUUCAACUCCGAUCUCAAGUCGCUGAAGCAUGUGUUUUCCAUGUCCGCGGAGCGUUCAAAUCUUACUCAAGGAGUGCCCUGGUUCGUUGGCUGGAGUGUCUGCCAGCCGGCUGUGCUGGCGGAGCUCAGAAAGCUGUAUCCCCGCCCGCAUUUCCUGCCCGUCGAUGCUGAAAUGCCUCACACGGAUUUCAUUUUAAUGGGCUACGAGCAAGGAGCUGUAAUGCAUCUUGAUUACAUCCCACGCCUGAUGUGGCAAGCGCAGUUAAGUGGCAACAAAAGCUGGUUUCUGGCCCCUGCUCCUGAAUGUGACCACCAGUGCCAGCCCUUCUCCUUCUAUGUGGAGCCCGGAGAUGCUGUGUUGGUGGACACACGCAUCUGGUAUCAUGCCAAUACCAUCCCAAAGGGUCAGUUUUCGCUCACCGUUCAGUCGGAAUAUGGAUGAGUGCCACCUUGUAAUUCUGAGACUCAGAAUUGAAUAAACCGAAACUUCAGAAGGUAUAAACUGCCUAUUAAGAUCUCGCGAAAAUCGCUCAAGACCUCGAUAUACAUGUAAUAAACUUACAAAAUAGUGCUUGUAAAAAUUAAAUUCCAAAUAUUUUUAUUACUGAUUUAAAACCAAAAGCCUAUGCAACCAUAAAUGUAUUCUUCAAAACA
Drosophila erecta is the source of this 1335-nucleotide messenger RNA. RefSeq lists its product as uncharacterized. The record is from RefSeq and is a predicted model, not a curated record. The transcript is spliced from 3 exons. The coding region runs from base 131 to 1123 and encodes 330 amino acids. NCBI's taxonomy places the organism in Eukaryota, Metazoa, Arthropoda, Insecta, Diptera, Drosophilidae.